Molecule: messenger RNA, 759 nt
Organism: Arctia plantaginis
Lineage: Eukaryota; Metazoa; Arthropoda; Insecta; Lepidoptera; Erebidae
Source: the annotation of a GenBank genome assembly
AUGACUCCUGAGGAGAUGAUGCGCAAGAACCAGCGAGCGCUUAAUAAGGCUAUGCGUGAUCUGGACCGUGAAAGAAUGAAAAUGGAGCAGCAGGAGAAGAAAGUGAUCGCUGACAUCAAGAAACUAGCCAAAGAGGGACAAAUGGAUGCUGUGAAGAUAAUGGCAAAGGACCUGGUGCGCACGCGUCGCUACGUGCGCAAGUUUAUGCUGAUGAAGGCGAACAUCCAGGCUGUGUCGCUCAAGAUCCAGACCCUCAAGUCGCAGAACACUAUGGCACAAGCGAUGCGCGGGGUCACGCGGGCAAUGGCCACCAUGAACCGACAGCUCAACAUGCCACAGAUACAAAAAAUAUUACAGGAGUUCGAGAAACAGUCAGAGAUAAUGGACAUGAAAGAGGAGAUGAUGAACGACUCCAUAGAUGAAGCCAUGGAGGCAGACGACGACGAGGAAGAGAGCGACGCGGUGGUGUCCCAGAUCCUGGACGAGCUGGGGCUGCAGCUCAACGACACGCUGUCGGGCCUGCCGCAGGCCACCGGCUCACUCUCCGUGCCCGCAGCCAAGAGUCCGACGGCGGCGGCGGCGGCGGUGGGCGGGGGGGGGCGGGGGCGCGGGGCCCUCGGACGCGGACGCCGAGCUGCAGGCGCGCCUCGACAACCUGCGCCGGGAGUAGCCGCCCUCCGCCCUCCGCCCGCCUCCCCACUCCCCCCACACCUCGAGGCCUUAUCGUCUAGCUUUACUGGAAACGGUCACUGUUCGUGA